CAGAAAGCUGUAACGCACUAUUUCACAAUCUAAAGCUUGUAGAUGUAAUGUUAGUUUGCAGAGUACCUUCCCAGCAGGGCGUUCUGGGAUGUAAAUUUGUGGGUCGAGUUUAGAACUGGUUUUUCCUAUCUGAGCCGAACCUCAUUCAACUAGUUACAUCUUUCUGGGUGUCUUUAAUGAAGCUUAAAAAUGGCAAAAAACAAACAUUCCCAUGGUUUGGCAUGGAUAUCGGCGGAACCCUGGUUAAAUUGGUCUACUUUGAGCCAAAGGAUAUUACAGCUGAAGAGGAACAAGAGGAAGUGGAGAACCUGAAGAGCAUCAGGAAGUAUUUGACUUCCAACGUUGCUUAUGGGAAAACCGGGAUCCGAGAUGUCCACCUGGAAUUAAAAAACUUGACCAUGUGUGGACGCAAAGGGAACCUGCAUUUCAUCCGCUUCCCCAGCUGUGCCAUGCACAUGUUCAUUCAGAUGGGCAGCGAAAAGAACUUCUCCAGCCUUCAUACCACCCUCUGUGCCACGGGAGGCGGGGCUUUCAAGUUCGAAGAGGACUUCAGAAUGAUCGCGGACCUGCAGCUCCAUAAACUGGACGAACUGGAUUGUCUGAUUCAGGGCCUGCUCUACGUCGACUCCGUUGGCUUCAAUGGCAAGCCAGAAUGUUACUAUUUUGAAAAUCCCACAAAUCCUGAAUUGUGUCAAAAAAAGCCGUACUGCCUUGAUAACCCGUACCCUAUGCUGCUGGUGAACAUGGGCUCAGGGGUCAGCAUCCUAGCAGUGUACUCCAAGGACAACUAUAAAAGAGUUACAGGGACCAGUCUUGGAGGUGGAACAUUCCUAGGUCUAUGUUGCUUGCUGACUGGUUGUGAGACCUUUGAAGAAGCUAUGGAAAUGGCAGCUAAAGGCGACAGCACCAAUGUUGAUAAGCUGGUGAAGGACAUUUACGGAGGAGACUAUGAGCGAUUUGGCCUUCAAGGAUCUGCUGUAGCAUCAAGCUUUGGCAACAUGAUGAGUAAAGAAAAGCGAGAGUCCAUCAGCAAGGAAGACCUCGCCCGAGCCACGCUGGUCACCAUCACCAACAACAUUGGUUCCAUUGCUCGGAUGUGUGCACUGAAUGAGAAUAUCGACAGAGUUGUGUUUGUUGGGAAUUUUCUCAGAAUCAAUAUGGUUUCCAUGAAGCUGCUAGCGUAUGCCAUGGAUUUUUGGUCCAAGGGACAACUGAAAGCUCUGUUUUUGGAACAUGAGGGUUACUUUGGAGCUGUUGGGGCACUGUUGGAACUAUUCAAAGUGACUGAUGACCAGUAGAGAGGAGCCCUAGGUGAUGGAACAACAGCCUUACGUGAGAACAGAGCCCUGGGAACCGCUGCUGGAGAAGGUGAAAGCUGCCGUGAGAUGAAAGCCAAGCCAUUCACGGCAGACACACCUGCUGGAUUUGUAAAUAAUUUAAAAUCCUUCUAGCUGAUCUUUUACUCUUGGGUUUUGAGUUUAUGAUUCAAAAUGGGGAAUACAAGAGUUUUUUCUGUAUACUGUAUUUUUAAGAAGAAGAAGAAGAAAAAACACACCAUUUUGUGCAGUGUGGCCAAACCUACCAAUUUUAUGCAUUAAUUUUGUAAAGUUAUAUUAUGUUUAAAAGAAGGACCUGAAAUGUAAGUGUUGUUUAUACUUCUUCUGGGGUUUACUGAUCAGUGUGGUAAUUUUAAGUUCGUUUAGUAAUUACUCUAGGAGAUUUUCCUUUACUUAUAUUUUUCAUGACGUUUCAUGAUUUGCUGUUUGGUUUCAAAUGAAACUACCAAUCUGGCAUGUUUUACUGUGAACACUAUUUUGUUUGUCUGUUUACCUUUUAUUGUCUUGUUUUCUCUGUUUGAAUGUCUUAUGGAAAAAGAGUCUUUGCCCCCAUUUCUGUCCUCAGAUGACUCCCCCUCCCCACCAGACCUUCCUGUGCUGUAUUUGUUCAUAUUAAUCAAGGUGCUGUCCAACUCGAUACAAAGUUAAACACGAGACUAAAGCUCUCAAAAGUGCUCUCGCAGGGGAUACUCUGAAAGUGUUCAUGAAUUUAAGGAGUCUGGCAAAAGUUGAAAAUUAUGCAAUUUUGUCAUACACAGUGUCUUGUCGGAUUUAUUUUGUUAGGUUAUAUUAAAUGGAAAUAUUCUAUGACGAAAUGUCCUCAGCCAUGCACAAAGUACCAAUGGCAGCAAAUCCUUGUGCAGGACAUUAAAAUUUAUAGGGCAGCGUCUCCCGCUAGAUUAACUGUUCACAUUGUGAGGGUUAAAGAGAAGUCGCGUUUGAGGUGUCAGGUAGUAAUAUCUUUUUUUUUGGUACAUGUAUAUACCUAGGAACUUUGUAGCAAGUCAUCUUAAAUAAUAAGAAAGUUUUUCAUUUGGAGUCUUUUCAACUAAAAACUAUUUCAAUCUCCGUUUCUAAAAUUAAAAAAAAUUAUGAUACUGAUCUCUAUGUAUAGUUUUUCUUUUUAAAAGACAUCAUUGGGACUGAUGGGUAACUUUCAAAUCUGAAUCUUAGGUGAUCAUUGAAAUCCAUGAGAUCUAAUGAGUUAGAACGAAUUCAUUUUUGGAAUUGAGCGUUUUGUUGAAGGGGAUUUGGUAAGGGCUGGACAUUGCUCCACGACGAAUCUUUCCUUCUCUGCAUUCUGAGCAGCGUCUUUAAUUUCCAUAUCGUCAAUUCUUGAAGUUGAUGUUAAUUGAAAUACUCACCUGUCUGGUUGAAAUAAAGCCCGUUUCUGUUGUGAUGUUUUUA
Myotis brandtii (Brandt's bat) is the source of this 2744-nucleotide messenger RNA. RefSeq names its product pantothenate kinase 1 (gene PANK1). The coding region runs from base 177 to 1298 and encodes 373 amino acids. Gene Ontology annotation, biological process: coenzyme A biosynthetic process. Gene Ontology annotation, molecular function: pantothenate kinase activity; ATP binding. The record is from RefSeq and is a predicted model, not a curated record. Gene Ontology annotation, cellular component: cytosol; nucleus. The transcript is spliced from 7 exons. Lineage: Eukaryota; Metazoa; Chordata; Mammalia; Chiroptera; Vespertilionidae.